UCGCUCGCCUUUUUUCCCCGUCUCUCUCUGUCCGCGACGCAACGCAACGUUUUGGUUCCUUGCUUUCGUCUCGUCUUCCUCCUCUUCUUCCCUCUCGCGUCGUCGUUGUUGCCGAUCCGCGAGGGAUGGUCGACACGAGGCGGAGCGCCGCGGCCAAGCGCCCGGCGGACGGCGAGGCGGAGGAGGAGGUCAAGGGGUCGCCGCCGCCGCCGGAGCAGGCGGGGCCCGAGCCGGCGGAGGCCCAGACGUCCGGAGGGCGCAGGGCCGGCAAGCGCGCCAAGGUCGCGGCGGUCGAGGAAGAUACCACGAAGGCGACGGCGACGGCGACCGCGGGUGCCGCGGCAGAUGGGGCUGAGGCGGCUGUUGUCGGCGGUCCGACGGUCGCACCACCGGACACCACUGGGCUCCAGGCGCUGACCGGCGCGAUGGACAGACUGGAGGCCUUUCUGAGGUCCGGGGAGGCGGCGUCGAAUUCAGAUGGGCAUAAACGUGGCGCUAAUGAUAAAGAUUUAUCAGCAAUGUUGAAGAGGGCCAAGGAUUUGUCGGCCAAGGCGACCUCGAAUAAACGCCAGGCCGCAGUUGGCAACAGGCGGCUCGAGCCCUGGUGCAGACUAAUCUCCCAGUAUGCCACGGAUCCUUCCCUUCCUAUUCAUACCUCCUAUUUCACUGUUGGUUAUGGAGCGCAUUAUGAUUUGAGACUGGGCGAGUCAUCUACUAGCUCACUUGUUUGUAGACUGAAGCACGGUACUAAGCGAGGUGCUCUCCUUGAAAUCAAUGAGCCCAAAGUUGUUCGUGUAAAUGGAAAGGCUUUGGACAAAAAUGCUAAAGUUACCUUGAGUGGUGGGGAUGAAAUUGUCUUCAUUUCACCUGUGAGGCGUGCCUAUAUAUUUCAGCAACAUCCGCAGGAUAAAGCAAGCACUUCAGCGUUUUCCUCUACUUGCAGUAGUAUUCAUCAGGGGCAACAUUCACUUAUCAAAGAUAUACAGGAUCAUUUGUCAUCUAAAGGACCCAAAGUACCAUCCUUCUACUUUGGUAAAAGCCGACCUCCAUUGACUCCGUUGAUGCCUAUUGGAUCAUCAGCGGAUCCAGAUAUAUUUAGUAGUCUGUGUAAAACAAUGGAGGACCACCCUAACUCUGAAGAAAAUACACUGUCUGCCCGGUCUCAACUAUUAAAGGAGGAUCUGCAAAAUGCAACUUGUGAUGCUAAUGACAUAUCCGAGUCAUUUGAGAGUUGUCCAUAUUAUCUAAGCGAGGAUACCAAAUGUGCUCUCCUGUCGUCAGCAUAUGUGCAUUUACAAUGCAAAGAAUAUAUCAAGUUUACCAAACAUAUAUCUUCUCUCGGUCAACGAUCUCUGCUAGCCGGUCCUGCAGGAACUGAGAUCUACCAACAAUAUCUGGUGAAGGCACUUGCAAAACAUUUUGGUGCUAACUUGCUCACCGUAGAUUCUUCAAUGCUGUUUGGUGGGCAGAUCUCCAAGGAUUCAGAGUCAUACAAAAAGGGUGAUAGAGUGCGGUACAUUGGUUCAUUACAGCCGACAGGCAUGAUCCUGGACGGACAAAGCCCUCCAGAUUUCGGCUCACAAGGUGAAAUAUAUCUCCCUUUCGAAGAAAAUAAAUCAUCAAAGGUUGGGGUAAGGUUUGAUAAACAAAUUCCUGGAGGCAUUGAUCUUGGAGGCAAUUGUGAAGUCGAACAUGGUUUAUUUUGUUCAGUUGAUUCUUUAUGCCUCGACAGUCCAGGAUGGGAAAAUAGAUGUAAACACCCAUUUGAUGUGAUUAUUGAGUUUAUCUCCGAAAAAGUCCAGCUUGGUCCUCUGAUCCUGUAUCUGAAGGACACAGAAAAAAUAUGUGGAAAUAAUGAUUCUUAUUAUGGUCUGAAAAGCAAGCUAGAACAUUUCCCAGCAGGUGUUUUUAUUGUUGGUUCUCAUAUCCAGCCUGACAGUCGCAAAGAGAAGGCAAAUGCUGGAUCUCCUUUCCUUUCAAAGUUCCCAUACAGUCAAGCAAUACUUGACCUUGCAUUGCAGGACAUAGAUCGCAUAAAUGAUAAAAACAAGGAAAUGUCGAAGGCGAUGAGACAUCUGACAAAGCUUUUCCCAAAUAAAGUUACAAUCCUGCCACCACUGGAUGAAAUUGAGCUUUCGCGAUGGAACCAGAUGUUAGAUCAAGAUGUCGAAGUUCUUAAAGCAAAUGAUAAUACUUCAAAGCUACGCUCUUUUCUAACACGGAUUGGCAUGGAAUGCACUGAUCUUGAGACAAUUUGUGUCAAAGAUCGUAUCCUUACAAAUGAAUGUAUUGAUGCAAUAGCUGGUUUUGCUUUGAGCCAUCAACUGAAGCACUGUCCAACUACAAACCCAGAUCCUUCAAGUGAUUUACAGUUUUCCCUAUCUUGUGAAAGCCUUAAGCAUGGAGUUGAUAUGUUGGAAAGUAUCCAAUCGGGCCCUAAGAGCAGCAACAAAAGGAAGUCACUAAAGGAUAUUACCACGGAAAAUGAAUUUGAAAAGAGGCUUCUUGCCGAUGUUAUUCCUCCAGACGAAAUAGGUGUUACCUUUGAGGACAUCGGAGCAUUGGAAAGUGUGAAGGAGACAUUGAAGGAGUUAGUGAUGCUGCCCUUGCAAAGGCCUGAAUUGUUUUCCAGAGGACAACUUAUGAAGCCAUGUAAAGGAAUAUUACUUUUUGGUCCGCCUGGCACGGGAAAGACGAUGCUUGCGAAAGCUGUGGCAACAGAGGCUGGUGCUAAUUUCAUAAACAUAUCAAUGUCAAGCAUCUCCUCGAAGUGGUUUGGUGAAGGAGAGAAGUACGUGAAAGCUGUGUUUUCACUGGCAAGCAAAAUUUCUCCAUGCGUCAUCUUUGUAGAUGAAGUUGAUGGCAUGUUGGGUAGACGUGAGAACCCUGGAGAACAUGAAGCCAUGCGCAAGAUGAAAAAUGAGUUCAUGGUGAACUGGGAUGGUCUACGAACAAAAGAUAAAGAACGUGUUUUAGUCCUCGCUGCGACUAAUAGGCCAUUUGACCUUGAUGAAGCUGUCAUUAGGAGGCUUCCAAGGAGGUUGAUGGUGAAUUUGCCUGACGCAUCAAAUAGAAGGAAAAUUCUUAGCGUUAUACUAGCAAAAGAAGAUUUGGCAGAUGAUCUAGACCUUGAAGACAUUGCUAACUUGACAGAAGGGUACUCAGGGAGUGAUCUUAAGAAUCUUUGUGUGACUGCUGCUCAUCUUCCAAUUAGAGAGAUCCUCGAAAAGGAGAAGAAGGAGAGAACUUUGGCAGAAGCAGAAAAUAGACCAUUGCCCCAAUCGUGUUCUACCAAUGACGUCCGUGCCUUGAGAAUAAGUGAUUUCAAACAUGCGCAUGAACAGGUUUGCGCAAGUGUAUCUUCCGAUUCCACUAAUAUGAGUGAGCUUAUUCAAUGGAAUGAUCUAUAUGGAGAAGGUGGAUCGAGGAAAAAGACAACGCUAAGCUACUUCAUGUAGCUGAUGUUGAGAACAUGUACAUACACCAGAAACCUUAGCACAAAGCAGCGGCAAUUGGAUGGAAUUGUGGUAAAAAAAGAGAACUGUGAGCAUCAAGUCAAGAAUGGACGUAUUUGGAGAGCGCAAUUUUGGGGGAUGCAAAUCUGAUCAAUUCUUUGCCUUGAUGUGGGUCGUCCAUUUCUGUGGUUGGUCAAGAUAGUUGACAUGGCCUGCAGCUGCAGGUGCUGCUCUGGUAGUGACUGCAGCACAUCACCAACCGAAGAAAAUAGAUUGCAUUUGUAGCCUCAAUCAUGUUCGGGUUAGACUGUAAUUUAUGGCGUCUGAUAGCGGACCGGUUUGGUCCGCCAUCGUUUUUCAUCAGUUAUUGAGAAGAAUCAUUGUUUAGCUUGCAAGUUGUAGAGCCUGUGCAAGUGUACAGUAUGAGCAUCAGGCCAAUUAACUUAUUAUUGUUGUCAGGUCAAGGCAAUAUUCAUUUUAGUAACAAGAAUAAUUUAGUACGUUUGCAUGAUUGUUUUGGUCUUGUAUUGUAACCAUCUUCGUCUACUUCUCUUGCAUCAUAGUAUCGCAGAUUCUGGCUGUUUACUUUUCUA
Molecule: messenger RNA, 4048 nt
Organism: Brachypodium distachyon (stiff brome)
Lineage: Eukaryota; Viridiplantae; Streptophyta; Magnoliopsida; Poales; Poaceae
Exons: 28
Coding region: 126-3458 (1110 amino acids)
Cellular component (GO): mitochondrial outer membrane
Molecular function (GO): ATP binding; ATP hydrolysis activity; protein binding
Source: RefSeq, a predicted model, not a curated record